This is a messenger RNA of Castor canadensis (American beaver), 2844 nucleotides long. NCBI's taxonomy places the organism in Eukaryota, Metazoa, Chordata, Mammalia, Rodentia, Castoridae. The record is from RefSeq and is a predicted model, not a curated record.
AUGCUCGUGCCUGGGCCCUGGAGCCGCAGGCAAGAGUGUGUGGGAGGGGGCUAUGAGCCACCUGGAGGGCCCAAGCUCCUGCAGGCUGUAGCCCAGCCUGACUGGGAGGGGCUGCUCCUCCUGCCAGGCACAAGGGGGGCCUGGUCCUCGCUAGGGGAUCUCUACUCCCUCUCCCCAAUCAUGCUCAGGCCCCCAUCCCUGCUCAAGCCCCCUCUCUCUGGCAAGGAGGGCUGUAGCACUCUGCUAGGACGCCUGUCCUGCCUACUUCGGCGGGUCCUGGGGGGAGCCCAGGGCCCGGACCGGCCGCCCACGGCCCCCCGCGGCCUGAGCCGAAAGGCGCCGCGCUCGGGUACUGGGGCUGCAGGCGGCGGGGGCGCAGCGCGGCAGCGGAGAGCGAGGCCAUCCCACCGCCUGGGACCUGGGGCAGAAAUGUCGGAGCCCAGGAAGAGGGGCCGCGGCCGUGGCAAGAAGCAGCGAGAGGGGAGGAAGCGGGAACGGGAGCGGGAGCCCGAUCCCGGGGAGAAAGGCACCAAGGGCGUGCGUGUCUGCGUGCGAGCGGGUCGGCGCGGCUGGGUGGGCAAGGGACUGCACGCCCGGAGUCCCGCGGUGGCAGCGCGCGACUCUUCCCCGGGCGACGCGUCCCCACGGAGGGGCGGGCGCGAGCGCUGCCCGCGGGUACCGGGCGCAGGCGAGCGGCACUGGGAGAGCGCAGCCCGCCGCGGGGGCACCGACAGAGACCGCGGACUCGUAGACGGGAGGCCUGGCCUGCAGCGCAGCGCUCAGGGAGCUGUCACUGCCUCCUCUUCUUCCAAGGGACCCGAGCCCGUGCGCUCUCAGGUUGCCCCCACCCCGUGCCACACCUCCCUCCGGGAUGCCCUGUCCGGCUCGCGAACCCCUGGGAGUGAGAUGCCGCUGCUUCUGCGACACAUAUUUCACUCGGAAGUGGACCAGACACGAGGCAGUUGUCCCCCUCUGGUCUUCGUUGUGGGGGCCUUUGUAUUCUGCUCCUAUAUGGCCACCCGGCCCAAGCUGAAGAAGAUGAAGAGCCAGACGGGACAGGUGGGUGAGAAGCAAUCCUUGAAGUGCGAGGCAGCAGCAGGGAACCCCCAGCCCUCCUACCGUUGGUUCAAGGAUGGCAAGGAGCUCAACCGCAGCCGCGACAUUCGCGUCAAGUAUGGCAAUGGCAGAAAGAACUCACGGCUACAGUUCAACAAGGUGAAGGUAGAAGAUGCUGGGGAGUAUGUGUGCGAGGCCGAGAACGUCCUGGGGAAGGACACUGUCCGGGCUCGCCUACAUGUCAACAGCGUGAGCACCACCCUGUCCUCCUGGUCGGGGCACGCCCGGAAGUGCAACGAGACAGCCAAGUCCUAUUGUGUCAAUGGAGGCGUGUGCUACUACAUCGAGGGCAUCAACCAGCUCUCCUGCAAAUGUCCAAACGGAUUCUUCGGACAGAGAUGUUUGGAGAAACUGCCUUUGCGAUUGUACAUGCCAGAUCCUAAGCAAAAAGCAGAGGAGCUGUACCAAAAGAGGGUCCUGACCAUCACUGGCAUCUGCGUGGCUCUGCUGGUUGUGGGCAUCGUCUGUGUGGUUGCUUACUGCAAGACCAAGAAACAGCGGAAACAGAUGCACAACCACCUCCGGCAGAACAUGUGCCCAGCCCACCAGAACCGGAGCUUAGCCAAUGGGCCCAGCCACCCCCGGCUGGACCCUGAAGAAAUCCAGAUGGCAGAUUACAUCUCCAAGAAUGUGCCAGCCACAGACCAUGUCAUCCGGAGGGAAACUGAGACCACCUUCUCUGGAAGCCACUCCUGUUCUCCUUCUCACCACUGUUCCACAGCCACACCCUCCAGCCACAGACAUGAGAGCCACACAUGGAGCCUGGAACGUUCUGAGAGCCUGACCUCCGACUCCCAGUCGGGCAUCAUGCUGUCAUCAGUGGGCACCAGCAAGUGCAACAGCCCAGCAUGUGUGGAGGCCCGGGCCCGGCGGGCAGCAGCCUACAGCCUGGAGGAGCAGCGCAGGGCCACCGCACCACCCUACCAUGACUCCAUAGACUCCCUGCGUGACUCCCCACAUAGCGAGAGGUAUGUGUCGGCCUUGACCACGCCCGCGCGCCUCUCUCCCGUGGACUUCCAUUACUCGCUGGCCACGCAGGUGCCGACUUUCGAGAUCACGUCCCCCAACUCGGCUCACGCCGUGUCGCUGCCGCCCGCCGCGCCCAUCAGCUACCGCCUCGCGGAGCAGCAGCCACUUCUGCGGCACCCGGCGCCCCCCGGCCCCGGCCCGGGGCCUGGACCCGGCGCGGACAUGCAACGCAGCUACGACAGCUACUACUACCCCGUGGUGGGGCCAGGGCCGCGGCGCGGGGCCUGCGCGCUCGGAGGCAGCCUGGGCAGCCUGCCCGCCAGUCCCUUCCGCAUCCCGGAGGACGACGAGUAUGAGACCACGCAGGAGUGCGCGCCCCCGCCGCCGCCACGGCCGCGCGCGCGCGGCGCGUCCCGCAGGACGUCGGCGGGGCCCCGGCGCUGGCGCCGCUCGCGCCUCAACGGGCUGGCGGCGCAGCGCGCACGCGCGGCGCGGGACUCGCUGUCGCUGAGCAGCGGCUCGGGCUGCGGCUCGGCGUCUGCCUCGGACGACGACGCGGACGGGGCGCUGGCAGCCGAGAGCACGCCUUUUCUCGGCCUGCGCGCGGCGCACGACGCGCUGCGUUCGGACUCGCCGCCGCUGUGCCCGGCGGCCGACAGCAGGACUUACUACUCCCUGGACAGCCACAGCACGCGGGCCAGCAGCAGACACAGCCGCGGGCCCUCCCCGCGGGCCAAGCAGGACUCCGCGCCCCUCUAG